CGGCGUCGUCGACACAGAUCAAGCGAGUAGCGUCCCACGCGCGUGCUAGAAGCACCGCCUCCACGAACGGCGCGACGGGCCUCACACCAGCUACGACCUUGAAGCCUCCGCCCCAGGGUACGAACUUACGCACAGCCGCCCACGCAAAGACCGCGUCGAUGGAUCGAACUCGAACGGCAAGCACAUCGUCAACGACCACCACCGCUCGCGGGGCACCAGCCGCAGCACCCGCACAGGCUCAGUCACGUCUUCGACCAAACUUCUCGACCCUACAGACGCACUACUCCCCAGCCAAGUCGCGCGACCCAAAGCCCCUGACCGCAACGUACCUCGCGCCCCCAUCCCCGUCCAAACUACCGGCCAACGUCGCCGCCUCGGCAGAGACCAGCAAACUUCAGACGGAACUACUACAGUUGCAUCUCCUACAUCGCGACGCAGCCACCGUCGAGGCCCAGUGGCGCGCGAGCGCAAAGCAGAAACUCGGUGCACGAUUUGAGAAGGCGUGCAUCACAGCCGAGCAAGUAGCCGAGCAGGAGAAGGCAGGUCUCGAGAGAGCCAAUGUCCUCGCACUGCACGCGUGGGGGAGCGAGGGUGGUCUCGAGGAGAAGAUACAGGGCCUCGACACGGUCUUCAACGGUAUAUGGUCACUCAGCGAGCCAGGCGGCCGCUACGCGCGUAUGGCACGGAGAUUCGAGCGCUGGAUGGACCAGGUCAGCGAGGUGGAGCAGGCGCGGCGGGACGGCACGUAUCUGGAGCAGGGCGACCAGAGCCUCUUCAUCAGCGACCUCGAGACACCGUGGAAAGAAGACUGCGCCGGCACGUUGCGGCGGCUGGACGGCUGGAGGCACCAACUGCGUGUUCUCGGGGAGCCACCUGCUGACGAGGACGGGACGUCAAGCCUGGCCAAGAUGCUGCAGGGCGCGCGGUCCCUGGUGCAGGACAUGUUGGCCGAGGUGCAGAUGAUGGAGGAGAUGGAGGAGGAAGCGCUGGCUAGGGAAGCCGAGUGGAUCGAGAAGAUGAAUCGGAUGGACGACGAUGAUACCCCUCAAGCUGGAGCGAUCUGGCGGACUGUAUAGCACAACGAUUAAUAAUACAUCUGGCACUGAUCACCAUGUAGACGGUUGAGACA
Molecule: messenger RNA, 1129 nt
Organism: Emericellopsis atlantica
Lineage: Eukaryota; Fungi; Ascomycota; Sordariomycetes; Hypocreales; Bionectriaceae
Exons: 1
Coding region: 159-1076 (305 amino acids)
Source: RefSeq, a predicted model, not a curated record